Trichoderma gamsii is the source of this 294-nucleotide messenger RNA. RefSeq lists its product as hypothetical. The transcript has 2 exons. Gene Ontology annotation, biological process: vacuole fusion, non-autophagic. The record is from RefSeq and is a predicted model, not a curated record. NCBI's taxonomy places the organism in Eukaryota, Fungi, Ascomycota, Sordariomycetes, Hypocreales, Hypocreaceae. Gene Ontology annotation, molecular function: endopeptidase inhibitor activity. The coding region runs from base 1 to 294 and encodes 97 amino acids.
AUGAGGUACCUGUGGUUUAUUGCGGCUUUAAGUCUUUUUCAGUCGGGCUCUGCUGUUGAUCAGAAGAAGUCAGCCAUCAUUUGGUUCGAUAAUCCAGCUACUCCAGCCUCUUUCAUGGACCAGGUGAAGGACAGUAUUUUGAAAGCCGGAGGUAAAAUCACACAUACAUACACUAUCAUCAAUGGGUUUGCCGUAAUCGCACCAACGAAUGCGCUUGCCUCCGUUCAAGCAUUAGGCGUGGAGCACUCGGUUCGUGUGGAAGAAGACGAGACAGUAUCAACUCUCAAGUCAUGA